CUCACUCUGUGUCAGGACAGGAUGUAUAAAAGAAGAAACUUCUAAAGUAUUUGCACAAGUUCACCAGACGCGCCAAAAAGCAAAUUUCUCAUAAUCCAACGAUUUCAAACAACCUCACAACCUUCGUCAGAACUCCUCAAGUGUUCAUUCCAAAGCCUUGGGGUUUACCCUUAGUUCAUGAGUUUGCCUCCUCUGACACCAACCUGUCUACAACUUACUCGCCCAUACCUGUGCCCUGCCACCAUCAAGUUCACACACGCUGAAGACAGAACCCCCCAAACAUUCUGAGCUAUCGCCAAAACCUCUUCUGGUAUCUUGCACCCUCGCUGAACCUCUUCUGGCAUCUUCUAGCAUCUGGUGCCCCUGCCGAAGCAUCUGGCGACCAGCCUCAUCGCCCACAAUCUCUCCAGCAUUCUGAGCUGGCACCAAAAGCUCCCAGCAACCAGCUUCACUGAUCCAAAAGCUCCUGGUGACCAGCCUCAUCACCCAAAAUCUCCCCAGCAUUCUGAGCUACUGACAAAAGCUCCCGGCGACCAGCCUCAUCGCCUACAAUCUCUCCAGCUCAAAGGACACCUCUAGCCCCCCACCAGCAUUUUAAUCUCCCAGUCCUGCUGCUAAGAAUCCUUGGAUUCUACCUACAAAACCACUUCCCCAAAGUGGUCGGCCGACACAAGCUGUGUCUCAACACUGACAUCAUUGAGAUUCCCUGGUCCCGAACACGUUUCUCCUUGGAGUAUCCCAGCUUCUCCCAGCCCCAAGAAAUCUUAACUAUCUAGUCCACCUCUCUUGGCUGUCAAAGUAGUUGAGUAGAAUUGGCUAGAACUGGACUUGAGCCAAAAAUAGCAAGAUUGGCAACGGCAGCACCCCCAAGCAUACCUUUGGCAUUGCUGCCUAUCUUUGAUCAUGCCUUCCCGGCCUCCACAGAGCCGACUGAAGAAGAGAAAUCGAUAUCCCAAUGUGGCGAUUCCCCAACUCCAGACACAAGCUGCCAACCGACAUAGACGCAGUGGAUUAUCAAACGCACCACUAGUUGGUCAUGGGAAUGAGUUAUCAGAGGAAAACAUACUUUUACAUAGCUCAGAGUUUAUUACCAAUACUACGAGCGAUGACUACGACCAUGGGUUUCAUGAUGACAGUGAUGGUGAUGAAAGUGACAUACUUAUGUCUGACCCCCAACCACAGGAUAUUCAAGAGCUGACGGAGAAGACCCUCCGUGAGAUUUCAGAGCAGAUUCCAGUGAAGGUUCAUACUACGACAGUUCCAGACCUCAACACUUCUAACGAAGUGUUUAUACCAGAGAUCCCGACUGAGGAUUUCCUCUCUGAUGAAUUAGGGAUGCUACCGCCACCCCCUCCAGCCGCCGCUGAUCGUUCAUCUCCCAUCGGUGAUGACUAUUCCAACCCUGUGCCCCAUAAUAGAUCAUCGAGGCCAAUGUCAGAGUACGAGAUGGCAAUGGCCAUGUACACAGAACGGUACAGUGUCUCACGGCAGCAGUUUCAAGACCUAUUAGAGUGCCUUAGGCUUGCAGAGAAUCUUGACCAGUUGGUUGAUAUGCCACAGGACGUUACAACUCGAUAA
Molecule: messenger RNA, 1578 nt
Organism: Pseudogymnoascus destructans
Lineage: Eukaryota; Fungi; Ascomycota; Leotiomycetes; Thelebolales; Thelebolaceae
Exons: 2
Coding region: 904-1578 (224 amino acids)
Source: RefSeq, a predicted model, not a curated record